Dioszegia hungarica is the source of this 501-nucleotide messenger RNA. Its product is annotated as putative DNA-directed RNA polymerase ii 13.3 kDa polypeptide. Bases 1 to 501 code for a protein of 166 amino acids. Gene Ontology annotation, cellular component: RNA polymerase II, core complex. Gene Ontology annotation, biological process: transcription by RNA polymerase II. Lineage: Eukaryota; Fungi; Basidiomycota; Tremellomycetes; Tremellales; Bulleribasidiaceae. The transcript is spliced from 3 exons. The record is from RefSeq and is a predicted model, not a curated record. Gene Ontology annotation, molecular function: protein dimerization activity.
AUGUCGGAGGGCAAGAACCAGCCGAAUAGGAUAGAGUCGUGGCUGUUGCAGGAAGACGAGAAGCCCUUGACUCUGGCUGAAGAUGCCAAGCUCCCCAAUGCCGCAACUAUCACUCUCCGGAAUCAGGACCACACCCUCGGGCACAUGAUUCGUUGCCAACUCCUUCUCGACCCCACCGUCCUUUUCGCAGGAUACAAAGUUCCCCAUCCCCAAACAAACAACAUCGAGCUCAAAAUCCAAUGUGACGACCGCUCCAAUCCUGCCGAUGCACUCAAGCGGGCAUGCACCCUCCUCAUCCAGCAAACAGCGAUGAUCAAGCAACAAUUUGUGGACCAGGCGAAAAAUAUCGAGAUGGGUAUGGGACCGGAGGCUGGUGGUAUGGGUAUGGGCAUGGGUGGGCGGGGCGCAGGUGGGGCGUAUGACCCAUAUGCGGAUGGGUUGGGCGGUGGGGGUCCAGUGGGCGGUGCGAACGGUGCAGGUGGCGACGUGUAUGACUUCUAG